Messenger RNA from Podarcis lilfordi (Lilford's wall lizard), 976 nucleotides. Lineage: Eukaryota; Metazoa; Chordata; Lepidosauria; Squamata; Lacertidae. The record is from the annotation of a GenBank genome assembly.
AUGGACAAGUUUUCUCGCUCUCAUCUUCCAAAGACCCUGCUGAAGGUGAGAGAAGGUAUCUUCCAUAGAACUGGCACCCCAGUCACACCACACAAACAGCCGGAGACAUUGAGCCGCAGCUUCAAGGAAAGAACAAUGCAUCUCCUUGGUUGUUUUCUCCAUGUUCAUUUUCACAGAUUUGGGGAGAAGACUAUUGCAAGGUGACAAAAUGAAGGUGGAAGUGAAAGGCGUUUCACAACACAACUACAGAGAAGAUGCUGAGUGCUAUGGAAGUGACCAAUAACUAGAAGUUGCAAGGCCUCAAUGAUAACGCUGACCUGCAUCUAUGACAUGUGGGUGAAAGUCAACUCACAUUUUAAUCAGAGUAGACCUAAUGAAUGGGCCCAACUUGGUAAUGUUCAAUCAGCUACCACCCUACGUCUCCUCGGCAACAUCCAGUAAAACUGGCCCAUGACUUGGUAAAAGUUUAUUCAGAGUCCCAUCCCUCAUAAGAACUUAGGAAAAGCCCAUCUGAACCAGGCCAAAGGUCCAUUUAGUUUAGCAUUUUCAUCUUACAUUGGUCAACCAGAUACUUUUGGGAAACCUGCAAGGAGGGCUUGAAUGCAGCAACACUCUCUUCACGUGUGACUCCCAGUGACUGGUAUUUAGAGGCACAUGGCUUCUGCCAGUGGAGGCGCAACAUAGCUAUCAUAGACCUCUCCAGAGUCCAGGUUGGCUCUUAGCUAUGUCAAUUCCUAAUCUCACCCUCCCUUUCUCUCCUUAGCACACAUUCAUGCUCAUAAUUGCACCAGUAGACUGUUCCCAUGGAGUUUCAACCUGGCACUGCAUCCUGAUUGCCAUAUUCCAGGACCUACCUGUGUCCACACCGGAGACCAGAGACCUGAUGGAACCUCCUCUGAAGAUGGAGAAGCAGAACUUUGCCGCAGUCUCCAGCUCAGACUAUGACAUUGGCUUCACUAUCCUGGAAGAAUUUUGA